UAUUGGCUGCAGAAAGCAACGGCUCCCUUGGCUGAAAGCAGAAGCCCCACCCCAGUUCGCCCGCUACCCGCCAGUUCCUGACGGGAUCGAACGUGACCUUGUUUUGUGGUUGCUAGGAGACCUGGCUCCCGUACGCCCCCCACUGGCCGGCUCCGGAACCAAAGCUGAAAGGGGGCGGGGCCGCGGCAGGUUCGGGAAGCGGUCGGAGAAGCACCGUUAGGACGGCCUCGCCCGGGGCGCCCGCCCGGCGCCUCCCGAAGCGGCGUCCGGGCCCCUGCCACCGUCCAGGCCUAGCUGGUGCCCUCCAGAGCGGCUGUGAGCGAUGUGGGGUCUGGAAGAGACUUGGACGGUUCGUCAGGGCAUCAAGUGCCAGAGCUCCUUGGACAGCUAAGCUGUGCGGACGUGCGGGGAUUCUUCCCACCGGGUGGAAACGCCUACCAAUGCUUUCUCAUUUUGAGACUCCAGUUCGGGAGUCUCGUAGCUGGAUCCCCUAGGAGGAGAAGUUGUAAAGCAGUAAGAAGAAAGCGUUUCAAUUUGGAACACUUUGUUGCAAACUGGAAAUGGGGAAUGGACUGUCAGACCAGACUUCUAUCCUGUCCAGCCUGCCUUCGUUUCAGUCUUACCACAUUGUUAUUCUUGGUUUGGACUGUGCCGGAAAGACAACCGUAUUGUAUAGGCUGCAGUUCAACGAAUUUGUAAAUACCGUACCCACCAAAGGAUUUAACACCGAAAAAAUUAAGGUAACCUUGGGAAAUUCUAAAACAGUCACUUUUCACUUCUGGGAUGUAGGUGGUCAGGAGAAAUUAAGACCACUGUGGAAGUCAUAUACCAGAUGCACAGAUGGCAUUGUGUUUGUUGUGGACUCUGUUGACGUUGAAAGGAUGGAAGAAGCAAAAACUGAACUUCAUAAAAUAACUAGGAUAUCAGAAAAUCAAGGAGUCCCUGUACUUAUAGUUGCUAACAAACAAGACCUAAGGAACUCAUUGUCUCUCUCAGAAAUUGAGAAAUUGUUAGCAAUGGGUGAACUGAGCUCAUCAACUCCCUGGCAUUUGCAGCCCACCUGUGCAAUCAUAGGAGAUGGACUAAAGGAAGGACUUGAGAAACUACAUGAUAUGAUAAUUAAAAGAAGAAAAAUGUUGCGGCAGCAGAAAAAGAAAAGAUGAAUGGUGAUGCCGUUCAUAUCUGUGUGGAGUAGGUUUUCUGUGGUCUGAUUUUGACAAAUGGAAGAGUGUCUACAGCCUGGUUUGCCUGCCUGCCCUCCUGGAUGCUGUUAAAGCUUUGUUUUUCUGAACAGUCAGAUGCCCAACUCUGUUGCCUUGUGAAGAUGAGUAAAUGCAGUGCUUCUUAAAAUGGUCUCUUCUCCCUACCCCACAAAUCUUUUGGUACUACCAUUUUGGGAAGCCAAGCAAAGAUAGUAAAUUGACCAGAAAACAGUUGUGGAAAUUUGACCUGAAGUUAGUGAAAUAAAACUUUGAAGAAGAUUAUCUGUCUAGUAUUUUGUGCGUAUGUCUUCUUGGGGGAUGCCUUCACAAGGAAAUUGCUUACAAGGCUUUGUAUGUAUGUUAAGAUAAAUGUUAAUGAAUGGAAAUGUUAAGGUAGAUUAAUAUAUAUACAGUUAUAUUGAUCACAUUGGUCCACUCAGUAAGGGACAAGGAGGAAGUGUUUUGUUUUUUUAGUUUUUAGCCAAAUGAAUUUUGACAUUUUUUGCAAUAAAAUAAUGUAAUGCUAUAUCUGAAUUCUAGACAAUGUUUAAGUUGUUCUCCCUUAAAAUAAUAAAGUACUUGGGGCAUAUUCAA
This is a messenger RNA of Phyllostomus hastatus (greater spear-nosed bat), 1796 nucleotides long. RefSeq names its product ADP ribosylation factor like GTPase 4A (gene ARL4A). Gene Ontology annotation, molecular function: GTP binding; GTPase activity. Gene Ontology annotation, biological process: vesicle-mediated transport; intracellular protein transport. The record is from RefSeq and is a predicted model, not a curated record. Gene Ontology annotation, cellular component: cytoplasm. Lineage: Eukaryota; Metazoa; Chordata; Mammalia; Chiroptera; Phyllostomidae. The coding region runs from base 561 to 1163 and encodes 200 amino acids. The transcript has 3 exons.